This is a messenger RNA of Pararge aegeria (speckled wood butterfly), 324 nucleotides long. RefSeq lists its product as uncharacterized. The record is from RefSeq and is a predicted model, not a curated record. NCBI's taxonomy places the organism in Eukaryota, Metazoa, Arthropoda, Insecta, Lepidoptera, Nymphalidae. Bases 1 to 324 code for a protein of 107 amino acids. Gene Ontology annotation, biological process: intracellular signal transduction. The transcript is spliced from 2 exons.
AUGGAUUAUCCAAGAAUUCCGGACGAUUCUAGAGAUUGGCGUUCGAUUGAUAUCUUCUUGUUUACGAAUGGACAGCAAUAUUCACCUCCAAGAAAGUACCAUUUGAAAACCGAAGAGUUAAAGUUUUGGGAUGGCACCUUAAAUUUUUUAACCCGUUCACAAUUCGGAUCUUUGCAUUCUAAUAUAGAACUAUACACAUUGGAUGGUAAAAAGAUUAAUACACCUCUAGAUUUGUUAAAUGACACCGCUUACGUUGCAGUAAAUCCACCCGAUGCAUUUGUACAAUCUGGAUAUGAAAAAUAUCUUUUAAAAGCAUCAAGGUAA